AUGGCGACACGCUCAGUGUCGGUAAAGACGUCUACAUCUCCGCUGCAGCUGUUGUUGAUGUUGAAUGCUAAGAACAUGACACAGCACCUCGUCACCACGUCUCCUCCCUCACUAUGA
Echinococcus granulosus is the source of this 117-nucleotide messenger RNA. RefSeq lists its product as hypothetical. The coding region runs from base 1 to 117 and encodes 38 amino acids. NCBI's taxonomy places the organism in Eukaryota, Metazoa, Platyhelminthes, Cestoda, Cyclophyllidea, Taeniidae. The record is from RefSeq and is a predicted model, not a curated record. The transcript is spliced from 2 exons.